AUACUUUGUACUUUCUUUUCUAUUGUUUUUAGUUAACGAUGGCUCAGGCGAGAGAAAUUCGGCGUUUUUUGACAUGGAAAUCUGCCGAUUUGAAAACUUUUUUGAGAGAAAGGAAUGUUCCUGUCGGAGAUGAGAAGCACCAUGAACUGUGUGAAAAAGCUUUUUGGGCUGAAAAGCUAGGUUUAGCAGUCAAACCAACCGACGAAGAAGCAGAGAGGCAGAUACAACGGUCUAGAAGUGAGAAGUUGGUACUUGAUGGUGGCAUAAUCCGUUUACCACGACCAGAAACCCUUGUGAAUGGCUGGGAAGAUGGACCAUCUAGCCUCCCGGAGACUUCUAGAGAUCAUCUAGAUAGCUACAUAAAAGCUGGAAACCGGAGGAUUGGUUUGGAAAAGACCGAAGGAAGGAGGACACUUGGUCUUGGAAAAGGACUGUUUAUGUCCGGUCAUGUUAGAGCCCUGCAAUACCAUGGCAUCAGUAUGAACAUCAGCUACUGCUUUGUCAGAGGAAAGGUAGUGAAGCAACAGAAAACAACCGAGUCACCUUACAAUACAUGGAUCGUUCUGCAUAAAGAAACAGGACAAGUUUGUACAGCUGAAUGUUCAUGCAUUGUCGGAAUACAGGCUACUUGCAAACAUGUGGCAGGUCUUCUGUUUGCAGUUGUGGAGGCAGUAGAGAAAGGGCGAAACAUGACUUGCACUUCGCAAAAACAAGCAUGGGGUGCAGUGCCAAAGAAGGGGAAAGCUUUGCAUGAACCACAGUUUGUUAGAAACAUCAAGGUGGUAGGAAUCCGAGAGGAUGUAUCAAAGCAGACCGUAGAGAAUACCCGUAGGUACCGUUCAACCUUUGACCCACGUUUGCCUAUUCAUCGUGUUGGAAAUGCCAUUAACGAAUUUAAUCUGGAUUGGUUGGCAAGCAUCACAAAUGGGAACUGUGGUAUUUUGUCACACGCAAAACGCGAACCUAAUGUAAACGCUCAAUUGCCGGAUCUUAGCAAGUGUUUAAGCAAUGAAACUGUUGAAACAACUGUGCCUGUACCAACUGUUCUGGAAGUAUAUGAUAGGUUAACCAAAUUAAAGGAACAUGUUUCAGCGAAUUCAAUGCUGGAUAUGCUUAAGAUAAGUCAACACCAGCAACAGGUGUUGGUAAAAGGGACACUGAACCAAGCAUCAUCUACUUUGUGGCGAGAGCAAAGAAAGGGGAGAAUCACAUCAAGUGUUGCAGGCUCAAACUGUAGCAAGUACACAUGCAGAAUACCCGUGUGGUGUGUGUGGUGAUGUUUGCUUAGACAAACCAAAUGAUGCAGAUUACAACAGUAUUUGUUGCGACAAUUGUGACAGGUGGUUUCACUAUGUUUGUGGCGGGAUUGAAGGACAUGAAAAAUUUUUGAAAAAGAGGAAGUUGUCCUGGAAAUGUGAUGGGUGUAAACCAAAAAAGAAAGCCAGGAGGAGUAAAAAGAACACUUCAAACUAAUAAUCUUUUGCAGGAAUUAAUACAGACUGUGAUAGAUCUACAUUUAAAUUAUUGUUCGACAACAAUUCAUUUAAAAACUGCCUUGCUUGAUUUACAGUACUGUGGUCUCUGUACUUAAUGUAAUUCCAAUAUAUAGAUUGUGAUUUCUUUUUGUGCUAGUUUGCAGUUUUACAUACAAUAGCUUGCUCUGAUAGUUUAAUUUAAUGUCACAGUAAUAUAUAACAUGAGAUCGAAAAUGAUAUACAAAUAUAAUAAACUAAUUCAUGUUUUAUUAAUAUACACAAUAACAAAACAAAUACUUAUUUUUUUAAAGUACUGUUAUUAGGAUGAAAAACUAAUCAAACUUUUCUUCAUGUUCACCACCUGGUAGACAAAAUUAUUGACUCUCAUUUAGCAUAAUUAAUUUUUAUUUUUCUUGUUACAUUUGUAUAAAUUACUGUAUAUAUAUUUUGUGUUAUAUCAUAUUUGAAUGUUAUUUUUAUAUAGAAUUUAAGGAAGAAAUAUUAGUUUUAUGUUGGCAAAAUAACUUUUUGAACAAAGUAAAUGAAAAAAAAAAAUCAUAUCCAUUUUUACAAGACUUAUUUCUUUGAUUCUGAAGUUAUAUAUUGUAUUUGAUAAUGCCAAUUCU
Anneissia japonica is the source of this 2101-nucleotide messenger RNA. RefSeq lists its product as uncharacterized. Bases 39 to 1277 code for a protein of 412 amino acids. The transcript has 4 exons. The record is from RefSeq and is a predicted model, not a curated record. Lineage: Eukaryota; Metazoa; Echinodermata; Crinoidea; Comatulida; Comatulidae. Gene Ontology annotation, molecular function: zinc ion binding.